Molecule: messenger RNA, 846 nt
Organism: Eurypyga helias (sunbittern)
Lineage: Eukaryota; Metazoa; Chordata; Aves; Eurypygiformes; Eurypygidae
Gene: SNW1
Product: SNW domain containing 1
Exons: 5
Biological process (GO): mRNA splicing, via spliceosome
Cellular component (GO): spliceosomal complex
Source: RefSeq, a predicted model, not a curated record
GCUCGUGAGGCCGUAGAGAUGCGUGCCCAGGUGGAGAGGAAGAUGGCUCAGAAAGAAAAGGAGAAACAUGAAGAAAAGCUGCGAGAAAUGGCUCAGAAAGCCAGGGAGAGAAGAGCAGGGAUCAAAACUCAUGUUGAAAAAGAGGAUGGAGAAGCCAGAGAAAGAGAUGAAAUCAGACAUGACCGGCGCAAAGAGAGGCAGCAUGACAGAAAUCUUUCCAGGGCAGCGCCUGACAAAAGGUCAAAGCUGCAGAGAAACGAGAACAGAGAUAUCAGUGAAGUGAUUGCCCUAGGGGUACCCAAUCCCAGGCCAUCCAACGAAAUCCAGUACGACCAGAGGCUGUUCAACCAGAGCAAGGGCAUGGACAGUGGCUUUGCUGGAGGAGAAGACGAAAUUUACAAUGUUUAUGACCAGCCCUGGAGAAGUGGCAAGGAUAUGGCCCAAAACAUCUACAGGCCAAGUAAAAAUGUGGAUAAGGACAUGUAUGGAGAUGAUCUGGAGGCUCGAAUAAAGACCAAUAGGUUUGUUCCUGACAAAGAGUUUUCGAACUCGGAUCGUAACACGAGAGGGAGGGGCAGAGAUGGACCAGUUCAAUUUGAGGAGGAUCCUUUCGGUUUGGACAAGUUUCUGGAAGAAGCUAAGCAACACGGUGGUUCUAAAAGGCCAUCGGAUAGCAGCCGCCCUAAAGAACAUGAGCACGAGAGCAAAAAGAGGAGGAAGGACUGAGCACCUCUGCUCCCUCUGAGGUAGAGACUGUGAGCUCAGACUGCACGCAGAAGGCAUUUUUAAUACCGGGGGUUUGUAGGGGGGUGGCAUUCAAAUGCAGGUCACAACUUGUGCAGGUAU